AAAAAAAAAGGCCAUUGAUGCAAAAUGUUGAACUGUUUACACCCUGUUUGGAAGAACCCCAUAAUUCUUGGUUCUUCUGCUUCUCCAUUUAUCCACAAUUUUACAGCAACAAAUCAAGAAUUGUGUGUGGGUUUUUACCAGUUGAUCCAUGGGCACCAAAUAUUGAUUCACAAAGCAUAGCUUCACAAUUAUUUGCUUUUUCUCUUUUCCCUUAUGUUGGUUUUUUGUACUUCAUCACCAAAUCCAAGACUGCUCCAAAACUUACACUUUUUGGGUUCUAUUUCUUGCUUGCUUUUGUGGGUGCUACUAUUCCUGCUGGAAUUUACGCGAAAGUGCAUUAUGGAACUUCUCUAUCCAACGUGGAUUGGUUGCAUGGAGGAGCUGAGUCACUGCUCACUUUAACCAACUUAUUCAUUGUGUUGGGACUAAGGGAAGCUAUUAGGAAAGCUGAGAAUUCUGAAGAAAGCAAAACCAAUGAUGUCUCCAGAGUUAAAGAGGAGAAGAAGUCAUCUGUCUAGUUGACAUGUAUAUAUCUAUCAUCCUUUGUUGUUUGUAGACAAUAGUAUAUCAGCGGUUCAAAGAAAAUUUUUGUUUUUCCCGUUGUCCGUCUGGCUUCACUAGAUAUUUCUCUGGUCAAUUGUAUCUUCACCUCAAGCAUAGUUGCGACAGUCCUAUCUUGAUGCAUCAGUAGAGAAAGAUAGCUGUAUAGAUUGCAUAAAUCGAUGUUAUGAACAGUCAAUGAAGCACACAGUUAAUCACC
Molecule: messenger RNA, 760 nt
Organism: Lycium ferocissimum
Lineage: Eukaryota; Viridiplantae; Streptophyta; Magnoliopsida; Solanales; Solanaceae
Exons: 3
Coding region: 18-518 (166 amino acids)
Source: RefSeq, a predicted model, not a curated record